Leptomonas pyrrhocoris is the source of this 817-nucleotide messenger RNA. RefSeq lists its product as hypothetical. Bases 191 to 817 code for a protein of 208 amino acids. The record is from RefSeq and is a predicted model, not a curated record. NCBI's taxonomy places the organism in Eukaryota, Euglenozoa, Kinetoplastea, Trypanosomatida, Trypanosomatidae. Gene Ontology annotation, molecular function: RNA binding. The transcript has a single exon.
GGACCCCCUCUCCCCCAUUCCUUCCUCCUCUUAGAAUUUCAAUUUACUCUCUUCUAAACCCCGAUCUCUUCGUUAGCGCCGUUGACUACCGAUUGUGCGAUUUGCACUCUCUCAGCGUCUUCUGUAGAACUGACUCCCCCCUGAAAACCCCCCACACACACACCAACCCCGUUGACUUUGUCUGUCCAAGAUGCCUCCGCGUCCGUCCCGUGAGGAGUACCGCCGCGUCCGCGAGAACCGCGAGGGCCGCGAGAAGACCGAGGGCGCCGAGAACGAGGUGCGCGUGACGGCCACUCACGGCCAGCACAGCUACAUCUCCUACGCGAUUGCCGUUCUCAACGGCGAGGAGGGCAAGCAGAAGAACGACACCGUGAAGAUCAGCGGCAUGGGCGGCGCCAUCUACAACGCCGUUAACAUUGCUGAGAUUGUGAAGCACCGCAUUGCCGGUCUGCACCAGAUUACCGAGCUAGGCUCCGAGCUGGUCCGCGACGAGUACGAGCCGAUCGACCGCGCCGUUCACCCCGACAACGUUGUGGUGGAGCGCAAGGUGUCGACGAUCCUCAUCACCCUCUCGCGCAACCAGUUGGACUCAUCCAACCCCGGCUACCAGGAGCCGAUCCCGGAGAGCGAGGUGACGGAGCAGGAGAAGCGCGACCCCGCUGCAAGCCGCCGUGGUGGCCGUGGUGGCGGCCGCGGUGGCCGCGGUGGCGGCCGUGGCGGUCGCGGUGGUCGCGGCGGUCCCCGUGGUGGCCGCGGUGGUGGUCGCGGUGGCCGUGGCGCCGGCGGCGUCGACCGCCGCGAUGACCGCGACAGCUAA